Molecule: messenger RNA, 3603 nt
Organism: Paraphaeosphaeria sporulosa
Lineage: Eukaryota; Fungi; Ascomycota; Dothideomycetes; Pleosporales; Didymosphaeriaceae
Product: calcium-transporting P
Exons: 4
Coding region: 383-3502 (1039 amino acids)
Biological process (GO): calcium ion transmembrane transport; intracellular calcium ion homeostasis; manganese ion transport
Cellular component (GO): endoplasmic reticulum; plasma membrane; Golgi membrane
Molecular function (GO): ATP hydrolysis activity; P-type calcium transporter activity; ATP binding
Source: RefSeq, a predicted model, not a curated record
CAGACGUUCACGGAGGGCGCUACCUGCUGCAGAGCUGCGUAAGAAACGGCCACGUGAUUCUCUGCGCAGCUCCCAAACGCGACCUGAGUCGUGAAACUGCCGCGAGAGGAAUUGGACCCCCGGUCUUCCAUCUGAGGCGCCCGGGUCGUGUCUAGCCUACGUUUUAAUCCAUCAAGCCAGAUCGAUCAGUCUGCUCCUCAAAGAACCCGGCCCCCGCCGUCCUUUCGCUCCUUACCACCGUUCGCUGCGUGCCAUAUCCUCCGUCAGCAUCCAUGAGAUAACCAGGGCUUCCUCGAAUUUCCCUGUCGCUGCCCCUGCCGCGUACUCGGCCUCCGCUCAGAGCGUCACGCAUCAUUGGCUUUUGGCCUCUGGCCAUGCAAACAUGUCUAGAGUCUCUACGCCGUCGCUGCCGCUGUACAACCCCUCUCAUGGCCCAGACUCGGCCCCCCGUGCAGCAACGCCCUUGCUGUCCCCUCCAGAGCCGCACCGACGGUCAACACCAUCGUCAAUAACGUCGCAAUUCUCCCUGCUAUCCUCCCAUGAAACCGCACGGAAACUCGAAACGUCAGUAGCCCGCGGCCUCUCCUCGUCCACCGCGUCAGCACGAAUCCAUACCCAUGGCCUCAACGAGCUUCCUCACGAGGACCCUGAGCCCCUAUGGCUCCGAUUUCUCAAACAAUUCAAAGAGACACUGAUACUGUUGCUGCUCGGCUCGGCUGCCGUGUCUCUUGUUAUGGGCAACCUGGACGAUGCCGUCAGCAUAGCGGCCGCAGUAACAAUCGUGGUGACUGUGGGAUUCGUACAAGAGUACCGGUCUGAGAAGUCACUGGAAGCUCUGAACCAGCUUGUUCCUCACUCCGCGCAUGUUAUUCGCGCUGGAGCGGAGCAAUCUCGAAGUGGUCGGGUCUCAAACGGCGUGGGCGCUGGGAAUGAGGGAUUGGACGAGGUCAAGGAUACACCAGCCUCGUUGGAGGCUGCUGAAGGCCGCUCGAGCACUAUUUCUGCCACUCUACUAGUACCGGGUGACUUGGUGCUCUUCCACACCGGCGACCGUAUCCCCGCGGACAUCAGAAUAACCCACGCUGCCGACCUUACGAUCGAUGAAUCCAACUUAACGGGAGAGAACGAACCCGUUCCCAAGUCGCCAGACGCCCUCGAGCGCGCGAAUAGCCUUCAGCGGCCGCAAUCACCCUUCUACGCGUCCCCUGCUGCUGGCACCGUUGGCGCUGAUAUCCGCUUGAAUGACCAGAAAAACAUCGCUUUCAUGGGAACUUUGGUCCGGUCUGGUUACGGACAAGGCUUGGUGAUUGGUACCGGCGGCAACACUGAGUUUGGCGCUAUUUCUGCCUCGCUUCAAGAGAUCGAGAGCCCGCGAACUCCAUUGCAGCUUUCAAUGGACGCUUUGGGGAAAGAGUUGAGCUACAUGUCAUUUGGCGUCAUUGCAUUCAUCAUUUUGCUAGGCUUCUGGCGAGGAUGGGAGUUUUUGGAGAUGUUCCAAAUCGGCGUUUCCCUGGCCGUUGCUGCUAUUCCCGAGGGCCUGCCCAUCAUCGUCACCGUUACUCUCGCUCUGGGCGUGCUUCGCAUGUCGAAGCGAGAUGCCAUUGUGCGCCGUCUGCCAAGUGUCGAGACACUGGCAUCUGUCAAUGUUGUAUGCAGCGAUAAAACAGGCACUUUGACCACAAACCAUAUGACAGUGACCAAAAUCUGGCAUUUUGACGAGCUCUCCCCCAUAGACGUGAAGAAAAAGCAUGAUUCGGAAGCCCUCGACUCUCCAACACGCAAUAUCUUACGGAUAGGCAACAUCGUUAACAACGCACGGCUUGUGGGGCCUCAAGCAGCGUCCACGGCCGCCGUUCUAUCAUCCACGAUUGGCGACGACAACUCGGGAGCGAAGAGCCGAUGGGUCGGGCAACCGACUGAUGUUGCUCUUUUGGACCUCCUCGAUGCUUUCAGUGAAGACGACGUGAGAGAGAGACUCGGCACUCGUCUAUAUGAAACACCUUUUAGCUCCGAGAGGAAGUGGAUGGGUGUUGUCAUCAGUGGGAGUGCGGGUGCCGACCUGGCGCCUGGUCCGGAUGUGGCGUAUAUCAAAGGUGCUUUGGAAAAAGUGCUCGAUCGUUGCGAUACGUAUGUCAAUGCUCAGGGACAGGAGGUGCCAUUGGAUCAGGGUCUAAAACAAGAAGCGGUCAAGGCCGCCGACGUAAUGGCCCAAGAUGGGCUGAGAGUGCUGGGCUUUGCCAGCGGUUCCAAGUCUGGCCGCAAGGGGACCAGUGGCGCAGCAUCACCGGCACCCUCCAGUGUUUCGGCGCUAGGUGAUGACGAACACUAUCGAGGCCUGGUGUUUGCCGGCCUCGUAGGCAUGAACGAUCCUCCCAGAAAGGGGGUAGAAAAGGCCAUUCGGCGCUUGAUGGCUGGUAAAGUCAAGGUUAUCAUGAUCACUGGAGAUGCCGAGACAACGGCGGUUGCAAUUGGCAGAAAGCUCGGUAUGCCGAUCACCAUGAACUCGUCCAUGGGACGGUCCGUCAUACGCGGGGAUGAGUUGGAUCAGAUGAGCGAGGAAGAGCUCUCACAAGCCAUCGCAACAACCUCGAUAUUCGCCCGUACCAGUCCGGAACACAAGAUGAAGAUUGUGCGCGCUCUACAAGCUCGUGGCGACGUCGUAGCGAUGACCGGCGACGGUGUCAACGAUGCCCCGGCCCUGAAAAAGGCAGAUAUUGGUAUCUCCAUGGGACGUCUCGGCACCGAUGUCGCAAAAGAAGCUGCCGACAUGAUCCUCACUGACGACAACUUCGCGACUAUCCUCAACGCCAUCGAAGAGGGCAAGGGCAUCUUCUACAACAUCCAAAACUUCAUCACUUUCCAGCUUAGCACAUCCGCCGCAGCACUAAGUCUUGUCCUCCUCAGCACCUUCCUCGGUUUCCAGAAUCCGCUCAACGCCAUGCAGAUUCUCUGGAUAAACAUCCUUAUGGACGGCCCACCCGCGCAAUCCCUGGGCGUUGAACCCGUCGACCCUGCCGUGAUGUCGCGUCCUCCGCGCCCCCGCCAAGCGCGUGUCCUCACGCGCGCCCUCAUCCAGCGCGUCCUCCAAUCCGCCUCCAUCAUCAUGCUCGGGACCCUCUUCACCUACUACCGCGAGAUGAGCGAUGAUGGUGAGAUCACCGCCCGCGACACUACCAUGACAUUCACCUGCUUCGUCCUCUUCGACAUGUUCAACGCACUCACCUGUCGUUCUGAAUCCAAGAGCGUCCUCGCUGGCGAAAUCCAAGUCUUCGGCAACAAAAUGUUCAAUUAUGCGGUAGCCGGGAGUUUGCUGGGACAACUUAUGGUUAUCUAUUUUCCACCGCUGCAGAGCAUUUUUCAGACGGAGGCACUGGGGCUGCUGGAUAUAGUGCAUCUGGUUGCGGUGGCGAGCUGUGUGUUUUGGGCAGAUGAGGCGAGGAAAUGGUUGAAGAGGAGGGGGCUGAGUAGAGGCAUGCCCGGGGGAUAUAGCGCUAGUGUAUGAUAUUGUGGUGUCGAAGGCUUCGGCAGGCUUGGAUAGUAGGCUGUCGGGCAUGGAAUAGAGAAUAGUAAUGAGCAUUUUCAUGUCUCGGAAAUGCUGGUCAU